AUGGGGAAACUGAUGCUGAUGCUUUUGAUGUUUACUGUAAAACUCAUCACAUCUGACAGUGUAAAUGUGAGGUUGGUGAACGGCAAUAACCCCUGUGCUGGUCGAGUGGAGGUUCUUGGAAGUCAGUGGGGAACAGUGUGUCAACGGGGUUGGGAUGUUGCUGAUGCUGCAGUGGUGUGUAGAGAACUGGACUGUGGAAUGGCUGUAACACCAACAUAUAAUGCUCACUUUGGACAAGGAACAGGAUCAAUUUCAAUGGCUUAUGUACGCUGCCGUGGAUCAGAGACUUCACUGAAAGACUGUAAAUCAAACAGGUAUACAGGUUUCUGUAAUCAUGCUGAAGAUGCUGGUGUGAUCUGUUCAGGACAAGGACUUCGGCUUGUGAAUGAGUUUCAUCUGUGCUCUGGGAGAUUAGAAGUGAUGUUUGGCAACACCUGGGGUUCAGUGUGUGACGCUGCCUUUGACCAGCAGGAUGCAGAGGUUGUGUGCAGACAGUUGGGCUGUGGGUCUCCUGUACAGGUGCUGAGAGCUGCUGCUUUUGGCAAAGGGAAAGAUCAUGUUUGGUCAGAGGAGAUUCAGUGUAGUGGAAAUGAGUCUCAGAUUCACACCUGUCCAAAGUCCUCAACACAGAAGCGAGGCUGUUCCCAUGACAAUGAUGUUGGAGUGAUCUGUUCUGGUUACACAGAUCUCCGACUGGUCAAUGGUUCAGACUCUUGUUCUGGAAGAGUGGAGCUUCAGUAUUUCAGUGAAUGGGGCACAGUGUGUGAUGCAUGCUGGGAUAUGAGAGCUGCCAGUGUCCUCUGUAAACAGCUGAAUUGUGGGAUUGCUGUGUCUGUUGUGGGAUCAGACUGGUUUGGAGAGGGAAGUGGUGAAAUCUGGGCUGAUGUGUUUGAUUGUGACGGGAAUGAAACAAAAAUCUCAGAAUGUUCAAUCUCUUCAUGGAGUCGAGCUGAACGCUCUCAUAGACGAGAUGUUGGAGUCAUCUGCUCUAACAGUAAAGCUCAUCUGAGGAACUGCAGCUCUCCACAAACUCUCAACUGCAGCUCCACACAACAGCUGUCAAUCUCAAACUUUGUAUCAGGCCGUGGGUCCAUCAGGCUGGUGGGUUCUGGGGGAGACUGUGCAGGGAGGCUGGAGGUUUUUCACAGCGGCUCAUGGGGGACAGUGUGUGACGACUCCUGGGAUAUUAAAGAUGCCCAUGUGGUGUGCAGACAGCUGCAGUGUGGAGUGGCCCUCAGUAACCAGCAGGUACCAGCCUGGUUUGGUCCUGGUUCUGGACCCAUAUGGCUGGAUGAGGUGGAGUGUGAGGGGAAUGAGACGUCCCUGUGGAGCUGCUCUUCUCCAGGCUGGGGAAAACAUGACUGUAAACACAAGGAGGAUGUAGGAGUCAUCUGCUCUGAGUAUAAAGAGAUCAGGUUAACUGAAGGUUGUGAAGGGAAUCUGGAGGUUUUCUACAAUGGAUCCUGGGGAAAUGUGUGUUACAACAAGAUGGACAGAGACACAGCAAGUCUGAUCUGUCAAGAGCUGAACUGUGGAAGAUCUGGCAGUGAACCCAGUAAUUCAAAAGGACUAAAGUCUCAUAAUUGGCUCGAUAAACUUAAAUGUCGAAGAUAUGAUUCCACGUUAUGGCAGUGUCCAUCUGCAGCCUGGGGACAGAAUGACUGUGAUAAUGAAGUGGCUAAGAUCACCUGCUCAGAGAAAGUGUUCAACAGAUCAGUGAAGUUGAUGUGUGUUUCAGCUCAUGUUCCUCUCAGACUGCGUGGAGGGGACGGCCGGUGCUCUGGGAGGCUGGAGGUGUAUCAUAACGCUGUGUGGGGCUCAGUCUGUGAUGAUCUCUGGGACAUCAGCGAUGCUCAGGUGGUCUGCGGACAGCUGGGGUGUGGAGCAGCACUGAGGGCUGAUGGGAAUUCAGCCUUUGGUGCUGGUGAAGGUGUUGUGUGGCUGAACAGAGUCCAGUGCAAAGGGAAUGAGCUUCACCUGUGGGACUGUCCUCUCUCCCUGAAGAAGCACACUAACUGCUCCCACAAAGAGCACGCUGGACUCACCUGUGCAGACUUGCCGGAUAUAUCAGUGUCCACUACUCCUGCCACAUCAGCAUCAUCUUCUGCUGCAGUUUCUCAGACAGUGAGCUCAACAUCAGUCUCUCCUCCACAAACUGGUCGAGAAAGUCUCCCAGUCCCCCCAGUGCUGCUGAUUGUUCUGGGAGUUGUGCUCUUACUGCUCUUAGUGCCGCUGCUUAUAGUGAUUAAGCAGAACAGAGUGAUGAGGAGAGCUCUCUCUAAGAGGAGACACAGGACCACCACUGAGGCCGUUUAUGAGGAGAUUCAGCACAAACACAAACACUUUACUCACAGGGAGAGUCUCAUCUCUGAAGAACUGCAUUCUGGGUAUGAAGACGCUGAUGAUCUUCUCUCAGAAAAAGAGUUCAGAACAGCAUAUUAUGAUGAUGUCACCAGCAACAGUGGCCUAAAAGAAGAGAAGAUGAAGGAAAAUACACUGGGAUACUAUGAUGAUGUCAUCACUGAUGGACUGAAGCCAGAUUAUGAGACAGAAAACACACCUGAGAGCUAUGAUGAUGUCAUGACCAGUGAACAGAGCUCUAUUACGAAAGUGAACACAGCAGAGAGUUAUGAUGAUGUCAUCAUUAAUGGACAGAGGGAAACAGAGGGAGAUCAGGAGGAAUAUGAUGAUGUGAGUGAAGAUGUGACAAACCUGCUGGAUUAUGAUGAUGUGGACGAGGAGUUAAAUGAAGAGGGAGAGACAUUUGGGUCAACAAUCAAACCCAGUUAUUUGCUUCAACAGAUUUGAUCACUGAGAACUCAAGAGUGAUAUUGUAACUGAUAUCUCUGAUAUAUCUUUUAUAAUAAUUUUAUGAUUAUUUUAUGAUAAAAAAGUUAUUAAAGUUAUAUAUUUGAUGUGAUUUUUUUAUUCAGCUUUGUUCAUUGCAAUAAAAAUCUUGUUUAG
Danio rerio (zebrafish) is the source of this 2964-nucleotide messenger RNA. The record is from RefSeq and is a predicted model, not a curated record. Lineage: Eukaryota; Metazoa; Chordata; Actinopteri; Cypriniformes; Danionidae.